Messenger RNA from Durio zibethinus, 5426 nucleotides. RefSeq lists its product as uncharacterized. Gene Ontology annotation, biological process: regulation of transcription by RNA polymerase II. The record is from RefSeq and is a predicted model, not a curated record. Lineage: Eukaryota; Viridiplantae; Streptophyta; Magnoliopsida; Malvales; Malvaceae.
GUUGCUAAAACAAACCGUCCUCUCUGCCUGCAAAAAAACGCGAAUAUAUUUUUUGGUAUCCUCAUUCUCUCUCUCUCUUCAAAGUUCCAAAAAAAAAAAAAUCGAAUAACCCAAAAGGAAACAAGGUACACUUAAAAACGGAUCCAAAAGCAGAACAAAUUACUGAAAACCCUAACCCUAGCCGCAGUUUACCCUCUUUGGUUUCUUAUGGCUAUUAUUUUUUCUUUGAUUUUGAUUUGAAAAUACUGAUAGUGUAACUUGAUUUUUAGGGUUAGGGUUUUGUGUCCAGGGGGCCGAAGAUAAGAUAGUAUUAAGAUUAGGAUUAGAAUUAGGGGUAGACCAAAGUUUAGACGGUUAUGGAAUGCGAAGGGGGAGGUUGUGGUAGCGCUUGUGGUUGUUGUUGGUGAUGACCGGAGCUCUAUGCCACCGGCAGAAAAAGAUGAUGGGUAGGGGUGCGGACGGAGGCUGCGGCAUCGAGGAGAGGCCUUGCCGCCCGGUUCUUAGGGUUUCGGGUCGGAGUACGGUGACCCAACCUGAGAAUGCGGAGAAGCAAUUUUCCAGCGAUGUUGUUGUGGAUUUUUUUUCUCAGGCGCGUAAAGCCCUCUGUGAACGUUCCCCUUUUGAUAUACCUGAAGGUGGCUCUCUUUCCGGGUUGAGUGCACCAACGCUGCCCAGUGAACUGGCAAGUUUGUUGAAACAGACUGACAGUAGGAAGAGGCAUAAGAAGUCGCACGCGGGAGCUGAUAAGAAGUCUUCCAGAAAGGGAGACAAGGCAGGAGGCGGGAGCAUUUGGGUUGAAACGGAAGAGUAUUUUAGGGACUUGGCGUUGCCGGAUAUUGAUGCUUUGUUUGAGAUUACACUAUCUGGUUCUUUAGCUGCUAGGAAGAAGUGUUUUAUGAUUCCGUAUGUUGGAAAUGAGCCGAGGGCGAAUUUGAAUGUGGAUGCUGACGUUAAUGAGAAGGCAAGCAUGGGUAGUGGAGAGAAUUUGGAUAAUAUGAAUGAAAAUGGCAACGUUGGUAAAGAAGAAGUGGAGGAGGUGGUAAAGGAGGAGGAUGGGCAGUUAAUGGAAAUUGAUAGCGUGGGAACGCAAACUCAGUUUUCGCUAAAUGAGGAAAAAGUAUGCUCUGUUUCAGAUUCAUCCAAUGGUUUAGAGUGGCUUUUAGGUUCUAGGACUAGGAUAUUGUUAACUUCAGAGCGGCCUUCGAAGAAGCGGAAACUUCUUGGAGAGGAUGCUGGGCUGGAGAAAGUAUUAAUUGCGUGUCCAUGUGAUGGGAAUUCAUCUGUAUGUCACUUUUGUUGUACUGGUGAUGAUACCAGUAAAGCGAACAGAUUGAUUGUUUGCAGUUCUUGUAAGGUUGCUGUUCAUCAAAAGUGCUAUGGUGUUCAAAAUGAUGUAGAUAGUUCUUGGUUGUGUUCUUGGUGUAAGCAGGAAAAUGAUGGCCAUGAUACGGUAAAACCUUGUGUACUUUGUCCGAAGCAAGGUGGUGCUUUAAAGCCAAUCCAAAAGAGUGAUGAAAAUGGUGGGUUUGUGGAGUUUGCACACUUGUUUUGUUCGCACUGGAUGCCUGAGCUCUAUAUAGAAGACUUGAGAAAGAUGGAACCAAUUAUCAAUGUGGGGGGAAUAAAGGACACCAGAAGGAAAUUAGUCUGUAAUAUAUGCAAGGUGAAGUAUGGUGCAUGUGUUCGGUGCAGUCAUGGAACUUGCAGAACCUCAUUCCACCCUAUAUGUGCUAGAGAAGCCAAACAUAGAAUGGAAGUUUGGGGAAGACAUGGGUGUGAUAAUAUUGAGUUACGGGCUUUUUGCUCUAAGCAUUCAGACAUCCAUGAUAACAGCAGUUCCCUACAACUUGGGGAACUUUGUGUAGCUGGCAGUGACACUUCUAUCACCAACCAACUUUCUCCAACAUCAAUGGAUAAAUCUCAAAAUUUAAAAAUUGGCCUAAAAAAUGGAGAUAAAAUUGCAGUGCGCAUGGAAGCUCCAGAUGAUAACUCUGAUAAAUCUGGUGAUGGUGAAUUGCAAGAGAUAUGCUUUCCUGAUACCAUAUUAAAUGCCCUAGUUGCAUCAGAAUGUGGCGAUGUACAGCAGCUGGUUGAUGUGGGUUUGUUGGAGAGGAGUAAUGGUGAUGACCAUAGCCCAUCUGACUCCCUUAAUUUUGUACUGAUUUUAAAGAAGCUAAUUGACCAAGGGAAAGUCAAUGUAAAAGAUUUAGCAUUGGAGAUUGGACUCUCGCCUGAUUCUUUGAGUGCUACAUUAGAUGAUGAUAGCUUGGCACCUGGCUUGGGAUGCAAAUUAGUGAAAUGGCUUAGAAAUCAUGCUUAUAUGGGCUCUUCCCAAAAUAAUUUCAAAUUUAAGAUAAAGUCUUUGAUUUCACCGAAGGAUGUGACCGGAGCAACUGAUAGUUCUGAUGAUAUAAUGGUAUCAGAAUCUGAUAUAAGAGAUCCUGUUACCGUUAAGUCUGUGCCCCCUCGGAGAAGAACCAAGAGUAAUGUAAGGAUUUUGAGGGAUAACAAAGUAAUAUGCUCAUCUGAUGAAAUUAUUAAUGAUAAUGGGGUAGUGAUGGAUGAAGUUAGGGUUGAUCGACUUGCUAAGGAAGAAACAAAUGAUUCAAGCAAAGCAUCCAUUCAUGAUGCCACGGGAGAGAAUUCAACUAAGCCUGAUGGUUCCCAGGCCUCUUCACAGAGGCAUUUGUCCACAUCUGAAGGAAAUUCAACUGACCUCUUAAAUGACAGCCUCUCUGAAAGGAGUCAAUCAGAGAGGGCAACCACUCUUGAGGAGAAUACUGCAGCAAUUUUAGAUCAAGAACAUUGCUUUUGCCCAAUUGUCAAUCCAAUUAUCCCUAAUCUCAUAAGAGCUGAAGAAUUUUCUAAUUUUUACAUUCACCCCUACCUACACAAGAAAUUGCAGCAGAUGCACAAUGGGAUGCUUUGUAAGAAUAGAGUAGGUGAGUUUGAAGGCAGAAAGGACACAUUAAAUGAGUUUGACGGUGCAACAGAAGGAGAUCUCUCUUGCUUGGUGGCAUCUUCUAACGCCAUUGUUUGCUGUAGUCACCAAAGCGAACAUUCAAAGUGCAAUGAAAAGAGUUGUACAUCUGAUGAUUUAGAGCAGUUGGAUAAGGCUAGUAAAUUGGGAGCUCUCAAAUUGUCUCCGGAAGAUGAAGUGGAAGGUGAAAUUAUUUAUUAUCAGCAUAGAUUACUGGGCAAUGCAGUUGCAAGAAAUCAUUUUACUGAUAAUUUAAUUUCUAGGGUUGCUAAAAGUCUACCACAGGAGGUUGAAGCAGUGAGGACACAAAGAUGGGAUGCUGUGUUUGUUAAUCAAUAUCUUUAUAAGCUAAGAGAAGCAAAGAAGCAGGGCCGGAAAGAGAGAAGGUAUAUGGAGGCACAGGCUGUUCUGGCCGCUGCAACUGCUGCAGCAGCUGCUUCUUCCAGGAUUUCAUCAUUAAGGAAAGAUGGCUUGGAAGACUCCAGUCUGCAAGAGAAUGUAUUGAAGCUGAAUACAUCUGGUGGGAGGGCUGGCACUAGCUCUCAACCGAGAAAGAAAGAUGCACUUUCUAGGAAUGCUGUCUCAAGGAUUACAUCUGAAAAGUACUCCGAUAUUGUUCAAUCAUUAUCAGAUUUUUCUAAAGAACACCCUAGGUCAUGUGACAUCUGCAGACGAUCUGAGACAGUACUGAAUCCAAUUUUAGUCUGUUCCAGCUGCAAGGUUGCAGUUCACUUGGAUUGCUAUUGCAAUGUUAAAAAAUCUACGGGUCCUUGGUGCUGUGAAUUAUGUGAAGAAUUGUUUUCAUCUAGAUCCUCUGGAGCUUCAUCUCUAAAUUUUUGGGAGAAAUCUUAUCCUGCUGCUGAAUGUGGUUUAUGUGGUGGCACUACAGGUGCUUUUAGGAAAUGUAUGGAUGGCCAAUGGGUACAUGCUUUCUGUGCUGAGUGGGUUCUUGAAUCAACAUUCCGACGGGGACAAGUAAAUGCUGUGGAUGGAAUGGAGAUGAUUUCAAGGGGGGUUGACAUGUGUUGUAUCUGCCAUCGCAAGCAUGGUGGGUGCAUUAAGUGUAGUUAUGGUCACUGUCAGACCACUUUUCAUCCCUCCUGUGCUAGAAGUGCUGGCUUCUAUAUGAAUGUGAAGCAUAGUGGUGGCAAAUUGCAGCACAAGGCUUAUUGUGAAAAGCACAGUGUGGAGCAGAGAGCAAAGGCUGAAACUCAGAAACAUGGAAUUGAGGAGUUGAAACACAUGAAGCAAAUUCGAGUUGAACUAGAGAGGUUACGCCUUCUUUGUGAAAGAAUCAUCAAACGUGAAAAGUUGAAGCGGGAGUUGGUUCUUUGCUCACAUGAAAUACUUGCUAGCAAAAGAAAUCAAGUCACUCGUUCUGUGCUUGUUCAUAGUCCUUUUUUCCAUCCGGAUGUUAGCUCAGAAUCUGCAACAACUUCUCUCAAAGGCCAUACAGAUAGUUUCAAAUCAUGCAGUGAAGUGCUGCGAUCAGAUGAUGUGACUGUGGACAGUACUCUUUCAGUUAAGCACCGAGUGAAGGUUCCUGUGCCUAUGGACAAUGAUCAAAGGACUGAUGACAGCUCUACUUCCCAGAGCCUUUUUGUCCAGAAGCAAACAGAGAGGGUGCCAUUCUCUGGGAAGCAAAUCCCUCAUAGAUAUUCGCUUGCAUCUCGUAAUGGUUUGGAUAAUGCAGAAUGGAACUCAAAAUCAAGAAAGCCUAUUGAAACAUUUGAAAAAGAGCUGGUAAUGACAUCAGAUGAAGCAUCUAUGAAGAAUUCACGGUUACCGAAAGGAUAUUGUUACGUUCCUGUCGAUUGUCUUCCAAAGGAGAAGCAAUUCACACAGGUUUCUUCUUCUGAUGGACAAUUGGAGCACAAUGGAUAGGCUCGAGUCAGUAGCCGGGUGGUUCAAUUGCCUGAUGAAGGGUAACGGCCAUCUGUGCCCUUUUAUAACUGCUUUCCGCGCGGAGGUGCCUUGUUUAUCUGAUUAUGGAGGCAGUACAGCGGCAGAAUCAUUGCCUAGAUGUUGAUGGGGCCAUUGCCGCCUUGAUGAUAUCCAUAGGAGCCACAUUGUGGCUGGGGUUGGGAAGUUUUGGCAUAUCAUAUUGUUGUAUAUUGUUUGUGAGAGUAAUUGUACAGUGGGUGAGGGUUUAUUCCAUCAUGUUUUGGGCUAGAAAAUUCAGUCUUGAAAGGUCUUAUGAGUCGGUUCCGGAGAUGAAGAAGAUUUGCUUACUGUAACUCUUUAUGUGAAUGAGGAAAUUAGAAAAAAAGGUGUUGCCUGCUGUGCGUGCUCUGUAUAGUCAGUUAGUGUACAUAUUCUUUUCAACUUUACUAAUCUUCAAAGAAAUCUUUGCUCAACAAGAGAUUGAUACCGUUAUCUGAAUUCCCCUUUUAUCUUCGCUUUCGAAAUUUGACAUCAAAUUCACUAUUGCUCACUCACCCACCGU